This is a messenger RNA of Alternaria conjuncta, 225 nucleotides long. RefSeq lists its product as uncharacterized. NCBI's taxonomy places the organism in Eukaryota, Fungi, Ascomycota, Dothideomycetes, Pleosporales, Pleosporaceae. The record is from RefSeq and is a predicted model, not a curated record. The transcript has a single exon. The coding region runs from base 1 to 225 and encodes 74 amino acids.
AUGCCCGCUUCAGCAGCCUCCGCAUUCAACCCCCGCCAGCGCCUCUCCAUCUUCACAAACUCGACUCUCGGUCACGAUGUCAGCGCAGCUUUCAAGGCAUCAUCAAGCCUGAGCUCCCGCUCCAUGGAGGUCAACGAGACCCCCGCACCACCGCCAUCGCCCGUCGACUUCAGCUUCCCCAGCACACCAGCCGACAGCCGGAGGGGUAGCUCAGGCUCGAACUAG